AUGAGUCUCAUCAGCACACCAGAGAGGAUGGAACUGAAUUUUUAUCUGGCCUCCAAAGAGACUCUUAGGCCAGUCGUCCGUGCGUUCAUGAACCAGCUGACGGCAGAAAACUGGCAGAGACUGGAGACUGGGCGUCUUGACCCAGAGACAAGUACUCGCGUGACAGCUUUGUGUGUAAAUGUUAUUGAAAUUUUGGCUCAAAGUCUGCAUGAGUCUCUCAACAGAAGACUUGAAAAACAGAAAGACUGGUCACCAGGAUCUGCUAAAUCUGUGUGUAAGGAGGACGUGCGCGAAUGUUUAGGGAACAUGGGUGAAGUCAUCGCACAGACUGUGGCAGAGGUACAGGGUGUAGGAGACAUCCACUACCCUAAGAGCGGGCGGGUGACAGAGCUCAUGGUCACAGCAGUCACAGAGAGAGUCAACUCCAGGCUGUCUAAAACAAGUGACAGUGACGACUCGGAGGAGCACAAGACUUCCCCCACUAUUCUAAUCAAACUGAGGGGACACUUCAAGAGGAUUCUCAAAAACUGCUACGAAAGGAUGAAGACAAUGUUGCACCGAGUCAAAUCAACCUGCACUGUGCAGGAGAAGGAAGAGGUGGUGGUACCCACUCAGACCUCUGUAACUUCUCUGCAAGAAGAGAAACCAGGCAGGGCCGAGUCUACGGUCAACAAAUCCCCGACUAUUUUUCAUGUGACCAAAGAAAUCCUGGAGCAACAACUGGAAGAGAUUGUUCAUGAUGCUCAGAGUUACUCCACAGAGGAAGAAGAUAGCCUGCUUCUUUCUCAAACCAGCAAGGACUACGAGUUAUCAGAGUUAUCAUCUCAGAUUGUUGAAAAUUUUACAGAGGAUGUUCCACAGGACCUGGCUGGAUGUCACACAGAAGAUCUCUUAGGAUACCGCAGGAGAAAAGUCAUCAGGCAGAUGAGGACUGUCUUUGUCCAAACAUUUGCUCGAGGGUCAAUCCUGAGCAUGAUGUCUAAAUUCAGACGCAAGCCGGCCUCCCGUAAAGAACAGGAAGCUGUGAAAUUAGUCAAUUCACAGCUGAUUAAGAGUGUGGAUGAUCUUUUAACAGAGUUCAUUACAACAAACAAUCAGGUACCAAGUCGUGGGUCAUUAGAGGAUUGCCCCUUUGAGAAAUUAGCCAGCAUCUUUUCCGGUGACGAGCUGGAAAGUUUUGCUGAAAAGCUGAGAGACACAUUGGCCAGUCACUUGACACCACCAAAAGUCCAAGAAAAAACACACCGAGAAGAGAUUCGUGCUGGAGUAGACAAGAUCCUUAAAGAGACGAGGAAGUGGCUAAAGAAGCAGAGCCGACUGCGCAAGAUUAGGAAGGACUGUGUGAGCAUGACUCUCAAGAAGUUCAGGAGAUUUGUGCAGAAUAACCAGUCAGAUCUCAGUCCCCCCAAAACUGGAGCUGAGGAUCAGACCUGCCCCACACCUGUGCGAGAGGAGGUUCAAAGCUUCACAGCUGAGAAGGAAGAAGAAGAGGCCUGCUCAGAUGAGGAGGAGGAAGAAGAGGCCUGCUCAGAUGAGGAGGAGGAAGAAGAGGCCUGCUCAGAUGAGGAGGAGAAGGAAGAGGUCUGCUCAGAUGAGGAGGAGAAGGAAGAGGUCUACACAGCUGAGGAGGAGGAAGAAGAGGUCUACACAGCUGAGGAGGAGAAGGAAGAGGUCUACACAGCUGAGGAGCAAGUAGAACAGGCUCAGGUGGCAAAACCAUCUGGUGAAAACACUGAAUCUGUUCUGUGGGACCCACUGAUUUGCCAAAUCAUUGUGAAGAUGUUCUUACGCAAAGUCAUGAAAAAUUUCUUCCCCGAUCAGACCUACAAAUCAGCUGAAGCCAGACUGACAGACAUGCUGUAUGAAAAGAUGAGUGGUACUUCUGUUAAUGUGGAUUUGAGCCUGAAAAGCAUCAAAAAGAAAUGCAAAGCUGUGUACAAAGAAGUGCUCAAAAAUGUUGAUGCUUCAGUUCUUUGGUUAAAUCUCUUGGAAGAGGAUCAACCACUCCUUGAGGCUGUGGCUGAGGCUCUAAUGAAGCAUUUUUCAUCAGAAAGACCCAGCUCCAUCCAAAAGUUCUUCAGAUGUCUUCUCCGGACUUUCACUUCAGCUUGGACCCCCUGGGCUUCCCGCCUAACUGCAGCUUGUCGCGCAUGA
Messenger RNA from Xyrichtys novacula (pearly razorfish), 2154 nucleotides. NCBI's taxonomy places the organism in Eukaryota, Metazoa, Chordata, Actinopteri, Labriformes, Labridae. The record is from the annotation of a GenBank genome assembly.